Balaenoptera ricei (Rice's whale) is the source of this 956-nucleotide messenger RNA. RefSeq names its product elongation factor 1-delta-like. Gene Ontology annotation, molecular function: translation elongation factor activity; guanyl-nucleotide exchange factor activity. NCBI's taxonomy places the organism in Eukaryota, Metazoa, Chordata, Mammalia, Artiodactyla, Balaenopteridae. The transcript has a single exon. The record is from RefSeq and is a predicted model, not a curated record. Gene Ontology annotation, biological process: translational elongation. Gene Ontology annotation, cellular component: eukaryotic translation elongation factor 1 complex; cytosol. The coding region runs from base 46 to 891 and encodes 281 amino acids.
GCUGAGCCCUCCUUGUUGGUCGCCGUGUCCUUGGCUGGUGUGAAAAUGGCCACAAACUUUCUAGUGCACGAGAAGAUCUGGUUUGACACGUUCAAAUAUGAUGAUGCAGAAAGGAAAUUCUACGAGCAGAUGAACGGGUCCGUGGCUGGCUCCUCACGCCAGGAGAACGGCGCCAGCGUGAUCCUCCGUGACAUCACAAGAGCCAGAGAAAACAUCCAGAAGUCCCUGGCCGGAAGCUCAGGCCCUGGGGCCUCCAGUGGGCCCGGUGGAGACCUCAGUGAGCUUGUCAUCCGGAUUGCCAGCCUGGAAGUGGAGAACCAGAGCCUGCGAGGGGCGGUGCAGGAUCUGCAGCAGGCUGUCUCCAAGCUGGAGGCCUGGCUGAGUGCGCUAGAGAAAAGCUCGCCCGCCCACCCGGCCACAGCUCCGCAGACCCAGCACGUGUCUCCCGUGCACCAAGUGGAGCCCCCCCCAAGGAAGGCGGCCACCGUCACAGAGGACGACGAGGACGAUGACAUUGACCUGUUCGGCAGCGACGAGGAGGAGGACAAGGAGGCUGCCCGGCUGCGGGAGGAGAGGCUGUGGCAGUACGCUGAGAAGAAGGUCAAGAAGCCUGCCCUGGUGGCCAAGUCCUCCAUUCUCCUGGACGUCAAGCCUUGGGAUGACGAGAUGGACAUGGCCCAGCUGGAGGCCUGCGUGCACGCCAUCCAGCUGGAUGGGCUGACUUGGGUGGGGUGCUCCAAGCUGGUGCCCGUGGGCUACGGCACCCACAAGCUGCAGAUCCAGUGUGUGGUGGAGGACGACAAGGUGGGCACGGACCUGCUGGUAGAGGAGAUCACCAAGUUCGAGGAGCAUGUGCAGAGCGCUGACACUGCUGCUUUCAACAAGAUCUGAGCCCUGGCAUUGGCCUGAGCGUGUGAAGCCUUGCAGCCAAUAAAGACUGAGAUUCCAAAAAAACA